CCGUAGAAAACUCCAUUAUUUUUUUGCACGGAAUCUGCAAGAAAAAAUUGCUAGUAACUGUGAAAUUAGGGAUCAAAAGGUUUUUGGGGAUACGAUAUUUUUUUUGCUAAACAUACACCGACUUGACCAAACAGUGUCUGGAGAUAACAACGGAAUAAUUUGUUUACACGAUCGGACAUCCUUGGGUUUGGGACACUCCAGAAUCAAACUGUGGCCCAGGAGUCAGCUGCCAAGUUUUGGAGGAGGUAACCUCUGAAACACACAAGACAUAGUCAGAUCUCUGAGAGUUCUGCAAGGCAUCGUUGGAGGGUGUUUGGCAAAGUCUCUGUGCUUUUCCCGUGACACCAUGGCCUUCAGACUGUGGAAACCAUAGCCAAUACUAUCUUUGGCUUUUCAAAGAUGACAAGGUGCUGCAAGGCGGUUUUUACAAAAUGAUGGGAGGCAGUGAGAGUGGCAGUGGAGACAAGGAUGGAGUCCACACUGUAACAGUACAUGUCCCCAUUGGCUGGCAGAGGAGAGUGGAGGAUGGGCUUGUGGCGUAUAUCAGUCCAAGUGGUACAGUCCUGUCUUCACUGGAGGAGGUAAAGUCAUAUCUGUUGACCGAUGGCACUUGCAAGUGUGGCCUUGAGUGUCCGCUGGUCAUCCACAAGGUGUUCAACUUUAGUGUGGGGAUCAAAGUUCAGCAGCACAGCCAGCCCGCAGGGAAGUGCGAGCAGGAUAUGACAAAGCUCUGUAAUCAUCGGAGGAAAGUGGUUGCCAUGGCAGCGCUGUGUCGAAGUAUGCAGGCGUCACAAAUGCCCUAUGUUGCCCGUCACCCAGAUGUCACCAGUGGAAGUUUGGAGCACAAAAACCCUCAGAGGAUGAGAGUGGACAGGGAUGAAGAACGUGUCACUUACCCCUCUAAACAUCCUCUAGUCCCGUCCAGGCCCAACAGUAUUGUCACCCCUAACCCUUGUGCCAGUCCUAAAAACUCCUCCCAACUUGUGUAUUCCUACAAUGGUUCCUCACCCCUGUCACACGCUGUCACUAACUCUCCUCACUCUCCCGAGGUUCUGAGGAGACUGCCCCCACCCCUCCACCUCCCCGCCACCGCCUCACAAUUCACCGGCUAUGGGACGCCUCAGAGGUCACCGCGCACCCCAACGCCUCACAACCUCAGUCACGGCCUGAGAACACCCCACACUCCGGAAGGGCCCCGAUCUCCCCAUUUGGGGCCCCUCUCUCCUCCUCCCCCAUCCUCCUCUCCCGUGACCAUGGGACGGGGAGGGCAUCCGCACAGCGUCGUCGGCUCGCCCCUCUCCCCCUCGUGUUCCCCGUCUCCCUCUGUCAGCAUGUCCUGCCCGUCUCCGCGGCAGCGCUCGCGCCACCCGUCCGCGUCCUCCUCGUUCUCUGAGCCGGGUUUGGGAGGGGCGGUGCUGGCUGGCUACCCGCCUAGGAGGAUCUCCUCCUCACCGCACUCCCCUCUACCCGGGGGGUCCCCUAACCUCCACUUCCCCAAAUACAAGCUCGAGGAUAUCUUAGAGCAGUUUAGGAACUCAGGCAGCAGUAGCACUAACAACCACAUCCUUCACCCAAACUCACUUUGCAACCAAAGCCAUCCUCAGAUCCUGUCUCUAGCGCUCGAAAAGAGCGGGAAGCCGACGAAGGCACUCGGUUCCGGCUCAGGCACAGCUGUCACUGCUGGCCCUUCCGGGAUGCCCCUCGGACAGUUCUUGAAUCACAAGAAGCAACCGCACCCGGCGUCGUUCCCGGCCAGCAGCCUCCUCUCGGCCGCGGCCAAAGCCCAGCUGGCCAGCCAGAUGACCCACAGCCAGAGCCCCUCCCUGGAGGUCUCCCAGGAGUCUCAGCAGUCGAAGGUAACAAACAGCACUUUAUACAACAACAGCCAUCCCUCCAUCGCUAGGCCCCCACCUGCAGCGUCCCUCCUGCUUCCGCAGCCCUGCGCCUCCCCCUCCCAGCCCUGCGCCUCCCCCUCUCAGCCCUGCACCUCCAGUCCGCUGCACCUCUCCUCCGCGGACCGGACGUCCCACCGGAAGCGUCAGCGGCGUUCGCCCACGGUACUUAGCAUGCUGAAGGACUCCCAAAUGAGCGGUCCCAGAACCCCCGGCGACGCGCUGAACCUCUCGGCCUUGCACUCGCAACCCUCCUCUACCUCAGCCUCGCCCCGCCCCGUCACGCCAGAGAGUCACCUCCAGACUCUGAGGAUCUCGGUCCGAAACCCCGGCGCGCUCUCGGGUUCCCAGAAGCUCCUCGACGGCGCCCUGGAUUUCACUACAAUUGCGGCAGGUCAACCGGAUCCCCCGACACAGCCCCUUUCAGCUCUGCUUCACCUGCUCAGUGUGCAGAACGCUCAGGCCGCCGCAGCCCAGCCCGGUUCCGGGCAUGGAGGAGGAGUUACAAGGCACAGCCCGCGGCAGUCUCCCUCUCCCUCCCAUUUGAACGUGAGACCCGCACGUUCCCCCUCUCAACCGUGCAACCCACUCUCUCCCUCGCAGUCCCAGGCCCGGCGAAGUAGCGGCGGCGCACCGUCUCCGUCGGCACCGCAUACCCAGGCCAGUCCAGCGCCAAGAUGGUCCCCUUCCAUCGCCCAGUCCUCCCCGCGACUCGGUAGCCCCUCGCCCACCCAGCACCCAUCCGAUAGGCUGCGGCAGGCCCAAAACCAUCACGCGGAUGCAGCCGCCACCAUUGUUCGGUCUCCCCCGCCUGACGCCGGCGCGUCAGCAGAGAUUUCAACACUAAGCCCGGGCCUCGGUCCGGCUCAUCCUCCCAGCAAUGCUCCCUCCUCCGGUCACGGCUACAGCAGCACAACCACCUCCCCAAGACCCCUGGAUCUCAGCAACCAUGUGUUGGCCCUGCUGGCGGCCUCCUCCAACGCGCAUCCCGGGGAGUGUGGCCCAGACAGAACUGCCGGCAGCAACGUGCCCGCGGAGUCUCGGAGUGUGGACCAACAAGGCCCCGCACCGACCAAACCCUCAGGAGGCUGCAGCCCCGGUCCCGGCCCCUGCCAGCCCCCCGCGCCGGGGGAUGCCUCUGGGUCGUCCCCCUUGGCCGAAGCCUUCCCCUUCAUGAGCCAGGAGCAGCUUCUCCAGCUCCUCUCGGCCACGGCCGGCCUGCCCUCCCUCCUGGACUCCACCGUGCUGGGCUCUCUGCCCAUGGGCCUGUGGAUGGGCGGUCAGCAGGGUCACCUCCCCCCCUCCAACACCCCUCAGCCACACCACCAACUGCCCGAACAGCAGCAGCAGCUGUCGGAACAUCAACAGAACCUGCUGUUACCGCACGAAGAACACCAGGAGAAACAGCACCACCACCACCAGCAGCAGAACGCCCACAUGAACCACAGCUUUCCCUUCAGCUUGCUGCCCUCGCUAGUCGGAGGUCAGGGAGAGCUGCCUCUGAAUCUCCUGGGCCUGUUAAACCCGCUGCCACCCCCCUCUGCCACCCCUACGCCCGGCCAGGAGGCUGAUCUGGGGAUGGGGGAGAAAAUGGGCCUGCAGGCUCUCCUCAUGGCCUCUCUGCUACUGGGCCAACAGCAGGCGGCCAUGUUGCCCCUGUCCGGUCUGGGCCAGCUGAGCCUGGACCUCCCGCUGCACCAGCAGCACAUCCCGGCCCUGCUUGAGGGUUUGUCCCUGGACAAAAGCUCCGGGCUGCCGGAUCCGUCAUCCUUCCCCCUCCCCGGGCUCCUCGAGGCCCUACAGGGCCUGCUUCCCCCGACCGAAGGGCCCCUCCAGGCCCUGCAGUCGCUCCUGCUCCCCUCCCCACUGCCUCCCCCGGCCUUCCUCUCCCUCAGCCCUGCCCUGCUAACCGCGGCCCUGGGCUCUAACGACCUCCCGCCCGCUCAGCUCCACCCAACCCAGCAACCCCAACAGCCCCCGUCUCAGGUCUCUGCUUCAGACCCUGACGGUGGGGUCGAUACACUCAUCCCUCUGUCUGUCCAGGGGAAGUACAACCCUGUCCUCCACCAGUUACUCCCCACUCUUCUCAACCCAGGGCUUCUAGGCGACCUGUCUGCUAUGACCAGCCUCCACAGUCUGCUGGGUUUAGGGGCAGGCCCUCUCCUCUUGCCCCCCGUACAGGCCUCUGCCCUGGGCAUGGCUCUCCUCCAGGACCCUGAUGGGGCCAUCAACCUCCUCAACAACCUCCAGCUCAACAUGGCACCACCCACAGAGGGAGAAAAGUCAGUCUCUUUACAGGAAACAGACAGCUCCGCUCCUCAGGAGGACAUUCCAGCCAAUCGGCAUACCCCAGAGGCUGGGCUGGCGCCCAGCCCCGCCCCAGCAUCCCAGCGAGGAGAGGGCUCUGUGGGGAGCAUCCUGGACCCCUACGCCUCCUUCAUGGACACCAUCUACACCUCCUUCCUCCAGGUCAGUGCUAAAGAACAGGAAGCGGCUCAGUCCGGGGCCGACGCCCUCUGUGCCUUACCCCCGUCCUAUCCCGAAGAACCCCCGGCGCCCUCCACUCCCCUUCCACAGGCCAGCGCCCCGCUCUCCUUGAGCCCCCGCCGGGCGUGCUCCCUGAGGAACUCCGACCUGUCCCGACUCAGCAUGGAGGCCGCCCACUCCCCGGCUCAGGGCACCCCGAAACCCAGCGACGACGGCUCAGCCACGCCCCCGCAGAUCAAGCCAGGCGUCCCUGAGGCUCGCACCAACCCCCCCCAGCCUCCAGUCUACUUGGAGGAAGCUAAGACCGACUCCUACAGCCAGGCGGUGUCGGACAGGCAGGGUGAAGGACCCCAGGCAGGGGAGUACCCGAGCCCCAGAGACGAGGCCGUGGGCCUGCAGCAGACAGAGCAGAACCAAACUGCACAAACGGGCGGAGCCAGGAGAGGCAGGAAGAGGAAACAAACGCUACAGAAUGUGCUGGAGGAUUUCAGAGAUCUGGAUGCUUCAGUUCUAGAGGAACCUAAUCCCACGGUGGUGCUGCUGAAGCCUGAGCGGUCGGUCCGGGGAAGGAGGCGACGUGGGGCCAGGUCCCAGAGACAGUGACUGGAGCUGGGUCGCCCAACCGUUUCAGGGACUCAUCUUCCCUUUCAACCCCCCAUCACUGCUUUGUAUUGUCCCGGCUCCUCCACUGUCUUAUUCAACUGCACUAAUAUAUCGUCACGCCAACCUCUUACCUUUUGAAUGAGAGGGAUCUAGUCGAGAGAAGAAAAAUAAGAAAAUGAAAAAAAAAGAAUUCAGUGGAUGCUUUCCCUUAGGUCCUCUCUUAAGUCUGUGGUUGCUUGACAAUGUGAUUGAUUGAGACCUGUUAUGAUGUACACCACUGUUCAACAGUUUGUCACUUAGAAAUGUCCUUGUUCUCCAUGAAAACAUAGAUGAAAUUAGUUUGAAUAGGAAAUAUAGCAAAAUGAAUAGGAAAUGGUGUAGAAAUAAGGAUUUUUAUUGGAAAUAAUUGUAUCCUUAACUUUGCUUUUGUUAAAGAAUCCUCCAUUUGCCGCAGUUACAGCCUUGCAGAACUUAUGCCAUUCUACAUGUCAGUUUGUUGAGGUAAUCUGGUAAAAAAGGUUUUCACCCCAUGCUUCCUGGAGCACCUCCCACAAGUUGGAUUGGCUUCAUGGGCACUUCUUUUAUGGUCACGCUGAUCCCACAACACCUCAGUAGGGUUGAGAUCCGGCUGGCCACUCCAUUAUAGACAGAAUACCAGCUGACUACUUCUUCCCUACAUAGUUCUUGCAUAGUUUGGAGUUGUGCUCUGGGUCAUUGUCCUGUUGUAGGAAGAAAUUGUCUCCAAUCAAGCAUCAUCCCGACGGUGUGGCAUGACGUUGCAAAAUGGAGUGAUAGUCUUCCUUCUUCAAGAUCCCUUUUACCCUGUAUAAAUCUCCCACGUUACCACCAC
Molecule: messenger RNA, 5832 nt
Organism: Esox lucius (northern pike)
Lineage: Eukaryota; Metazoa; Chordata; Actinopteri; Esociformes; Esocidae
Gene: mbd6
Product: methyl-CpG binding domain protein 6
Exons: 13
Coding region: 432-4982 (1516 amino acids)
Cellular component (GO): nucleus; chromocenter
Molecular function (GO): chromatin binding; DNA binding
Source: RefSeq, a predicted model, not a curated record